Trematosphaeria pertusa is the source of this 2285-nucleotide messenger RNA. RefSeq lists its product as uncharacterized. The record is from RefSeq and is a predicted model, not a curated record. Gene Ontology annotation, biological process: DNA-templated transcription. The transcript is spliced from 3 exons. Lineage: Eukaryota; Fungi; Ascomycota; Dothideomycetes; Pleosporales; Trematosphaeriaceae. Bases 193 to 2169 code for a protein of 658 amino acids. Gene Ontology annotation, molecular function: DNA binding; zinc ion binding.
AUUCUACCUAUAUCCUAGGCUUACCUAAACUGUCGAUGCAGCCGUGCCAACUCUAAAGCUGUGGCGAAUGAGCUCAGCAGGCGAAUCCAGCAUCUUGAAAACCUCCUCAGGCAGAACGGGCAGGGGCAUGCACUUCCGGAACCCGAUGGCGGUGUGGAGACCGCGCAGGACCAGUUCGAGUUACCGCUCCCGAUGGAAACGGACGACGAGUCGCAACCUACUCCAGUGUAUGACGAUGAGCCUCCGCCUUAUGUCGAUGCGGGACGACAAGUGCCCGCGUCCUCCCGGAUGGACGAGGCGACCUCCCAGAGCAAAGCUAUCCUUGGCAAGCUUAUUCCGCGACCGGUGAAAUUCGAUAUGGCGUCUGGACGCGUAAGGUUCUUUGGACCAACGACAAGUAUGCACAUCCUUUCACGCUCGACCUCGGAUCCAUCUAAAAUAUCCGAGAGCUUUUGGCCUAUAUCCACGCUCGUCCGGGAUCUGAGCCCCGAAACGCACGACUAUCUCAUCGACUUGUUCUUCGACUGCCACAACUCCGCCCUCCACGUCGUCCAUAAGUGGGCGUUUCUCGACGACCUCAAGAGCGGCGGCACGCAGUUCUACUCCAACUUCCUCCACAUGACCAUGCUCGCGGAGGGCUACCGAUACGCCGACAGGAGCCGACCGGAUAUUAAAAGACUGGCGACUCCUGCGUCGCACCCGGACUCGUCGUGCUUCCAUAUGAAGGCCAAGAAGAUGGCGGAGCUUGAGCUGAUAAAGCCCGGUGGCAUCCCGUCGAUCCAAGCUUUCUUCUUGCUGGGGGAUUUGGAGGUUGCUGCUGGGAGGGAUGAUACGGGGUGGAUGUUUGCGGGGAUGGCGUUUAGGCUGCUGUUUGAUGUGGGGUUGCAUGUUGACCCGAGUGAGCUGAGGUUGACAGAGCGUGAGGUGCAGAUUCGGCAUAUGGUGCUCUGGGCCUGCAUCAUGAAUGACGUAUAUUGGGCGCUGUACCUCGGGCGUCCAACUAUGCUCAAACCGUCUGACAUUGCACCCGCAUGUUUGAGGAAGGACUUCGACCGCCUCAUCGAGAGUCAGACCCGCACGUAUGCUUACGAAAAGACGAUCGAAACCCGCAUCUAUGAAGCCUUGCUCCAGCUCAUGGAUCUCUUGGAGCCGCUUUGUGAAACUCGCGACUUAAGGAAGAACCUCAAUCCCUCGGAUGCUUACUUAAAGAUUGCGACACUAGAUCGUAAGCUGAAUAAUUGGUACGCCGAGCUGCCGGCGCGCUUGUGUUGGACGGAAGAGAAUGUUCGGACGGCGCCUUCGUCUUUCUAUCUUCUACAUACGCAAUACCACACUGCCCUCAUCCUCCUCCAUCGCAGCUUCCCUACGCAACCUCAGUUUCAGCAGUCAAACACCGCGCGCCACUCCGGCUCCACGCAUUUCAGCACUCUCUCCCGCGACGUCUGCGUCACCAACGCCGUCCAGGUCGCCGAAAUUAUGACCGCUUACAAGCGCCGAUACGCACUCCAGCGCAUCUUCGUAACCGGCUUGCAGCACGUCGGUACGGCUGCAACAGCCCUCAUGGCUGAGAUCAGCUUGCUGCAGGGAGAUCGGGUUGGCGGCGAGAGAGCUAGGCUGCUGGAGUAUUUAAAAGGAUUGGGCGAGUGUAUGAAGGAGAUGAGCGAGACAUAUCAGCCCGCUGUGCUGAUGGGCAGCGUGGUCGCACACUUUAUCCGCGACUCGGGCGAUGCCGCACGCGCCGAUACUGGCACACAGCACACUACGGCCGAGCAGCUCACCGAUCCCUCGCUGUCCAAGCAAUCCCUCACCCUCAUACCCUCCUCCGCGCACGCCACCAGAGCAUCCACACUCGCCCCUCCAGAGCUCUCGUCAUCCUUCCAUACCCGCGGAACAGCCACGCCUACCUUCGGCCUCCAACACGCUUCGAGCUCCUCGCUAUUCGACUCUCGUGGUGGGUUGCCGUUCUUGCCGAGUAGCUGGUUUGAUGAAAUGAACUGGGAAGAGGAUAAUGAGUUUUUGAACUUGAUGGGAUUGAAGGAUUUGCAGGGGCUGGGUGGUGGUGCUGGGGGCGGUCUUAUGGAGGGCUUUGAGAUGGUGGAUGCGAAUGAGGGAUCAAGCACGGGGAGAGGCCCGGAUGGAGCGCCGGACGUGGAUUUGUACGAUGGGUAGGUGUGGCUGUAAAGGGGUGCGGAGAAGAACGGCGUAUGAGUGGGUACUACUGUGCUGGCUAGUCAGGUAUCAUUUUGAAGUUGAUACGAGUAAUCCAAAAGCUGACUUACUCUCGC